Messenger RNA from Eublepharis macularius, 3303 nucleotides. RefSeq names its product phospholipase C delta 4 (gene PLCD4). The coding region runs from base 150 to 2435 and encodes 761 amino acids. NCBI's taxonomy places the organism in Eukaryota, Metazoa, Chordata, Lepidosauria, Squamata, Eublepharidae. The record is from RefSeq and is a predicted model, not a curated record. The transcript is spliced from 16 exons. Gene Ontology annotation, biological process: intracellular signal transduction; lipid metabolic process. Gene Ontology annotation, molecular function: phosphatidylinositol-4,5-bisphosphate phospholipase C activity; calcium ion binding.
AGCAUGUGGUGGUAGCGCAAAGUCAGGGUACCCAGAGCAGGAGCUACCAUGUCACCUCAAAACCCGGAGAUGUUCUGAAACAGUACCCUCCCUCCCUGGAAUCCUCUGUCCACUGGUAACAGUUGUGUCAACCCAGGGAAAGAAGAACCAUGGUUUCACUUCUCUACAGUGUCCGUCUUCAUCUGGAUGAAAAUCUUGAACAGAUGCAGCAAGGAGUGAUGAUGCGUAAGGUGAAGUCCAAGAACUGGAAGAAACAGCGGUACUUCAAACUGCAGGAUGACUGCAUGACCAUUUGGUACAAGUCCAAGAAGACUGGGAAUGCCAAGUCUGCCUUUUCAGUGAGCGAUGUAGAGACUGUGCGUGAGGGACACCAAUCAGAGGUACUGCAGAGUCUAGCUGAGGAAUUCCCACCUGAGCGCUGUUUCACCAUUGUCUUCCAUGGGCGCCGUGGCAACCUGGACCUAAUUGCUGGCUCAGCUGAAGAAGCGCAGUGUUGGAUCCAAGGCCUGCGGCGCCUUGUGGACGUGGUCACUAACAUGGAUCAGAAGGAAAAGAUAGAUCAAUGGAUCUGUGAUUGGUUCCAAAAAGCUGAUAAGGACAAGGAUGGACGCAUGAACUUCAAGGAGGUUCAGCACUUGCUCAGGAUGAUGAACGUGGAAAUGAAUGAAGGCCAUGCUUUCCGGCUCUUCCAGAUGGCUGACAAAUCCAAGACAGGGACACUGGAAGGGGAGGAGUUUGUGCUGUUCUACAAAGCAUUAACUCAGCGAGAUGAGGUGCUCAAGAUCUUCCAGGAGUACUCCAAGGAUGGCAAGAAGCUGACACUGCUGGAGUUUGUGGACUUCUUGGAGCAGGAGCAGAUGGAGAGCAAUGGCAUUGAGGAGUUGGCCAUGGAGCUUAUUGACAGAUACGAGCCAUCUGAGACAGCUAAGGCUCGCCACGUCCUGAGUAUAGAUGGAUUCCUCAUGUACCUGUGCUCGCCAGAUGGCUCCAUCUUCAACCCUGAGCACAGGACGGUCUUCCAGGACAUGUCGCAGUCCCUCUGCCAUUACUUUAUCUCCUCCUCCCACAACACGUACCUGAUGGAGGACCAACUGCGAGGGCAGAGCAGCAUUGAGGGAUAUAUCAGGGCUCUGAAACGUGGCUGCCGGUGCCUAGAAGUGGAUUGCUGGGAUGGGCCUAAUGGGGAGCCAAUUGUCUACCAUGGCCAUACUUUCACCUCCAAGAUUCCCUUCAGGGAAGUAGUGUCAACUCUUGAGAAAUAUGCCUUCCAGGUUUCUGAUUACCCUAUCAUCCUAUCAAUUGAGAAUCACUGCAGCAUAGAGCAGCAGGAUGUCAUGGCACAGCAGCUGAAAGGCAUUCUGGGAGAGCAGCUCCUUGUCACCACCAUUGAUGGGCGAGUCCCUGUGCAAUUGCCUUCCCCUGAGGAACUGAGAGGCAAGAUCAUUCUGAAGGGGAAAAAGAUUGGGUGCCUAGAGGAUUCUUUGAAUGGGCAGCUGGAUGAGGAGCCUGAGGGAGAGGAAUCUGAGGAGGAGGAGGAGGAGCUGGAGUCAGAGGAGGGGGAAAUACUGCGGAAUGAAGCCAAAAAGAAAGAAAAGAAAUCCAAGCAGUCCCUCUCUGAGGAGCUUUCAGCGUGUAUUAUCUACUGCAAGAGUGUGCCCUUCUCUAGCUUCCAACACUCCCGUACCUACUACAAGCCCUAUGAGAUGUCGUCCUUCACAGAAUCCAAGACACGCAAACUCAUCCGAGAGGCUGGUAAUGAAUUUGUCCGCCACAAUGCCUGGCAGCUGACACGGAUCUAUCCCAGUGGGAUCCGGGCCGACUCCUCCAAUUACAACCCCCAGGAGAUGUGGAAUGUGGGGUGCCAGAUGGUGGCCUUGAAUUUUCAGACAGCUGGUACAGAGAUGGACUUGUGUGAUGGGCUCUUCAGUCAAAAUGGCCACUGUGGCUAUGUGUUGAAACCAAGCUUCAUGAGGACUACAGAGACAGUCUUCAGCCCUGACAACCCACAAAGUAGGGGUGACAGUGUGCUGAGCUUAGCCAUUCAGGUGAUAAGUGGACAACAGCUCCCCAAAGUGCCCAACAGCAAAGAAGGCUCCAUAGUCGAUCCACUGGUGCGGGUGGAAAUCCAUGGGGUCCCUGAUGAUAGUGCCAAGCAGGAGACCAAAUACAUAGAAAACAAUGGAUUCAACCCACAGUGGGGUGAGACUCUUCACUUCCAAGUGAGGGUACCAGAGCUGGCACUUCUGCGCUUUGUGGUGGAGGACUAUGACAAGGCAACACGGAAUGACUUUGUGGGGCAGUACACAAUGCCUUUAAAUAGUGUCAAAGCAGGGUACCGCCACAUACACCUUCUUUCCAAGGAUGGCACAGGAAUCCCACCAGCAUCCCUUUUUGUCCACAUCCGGAUUGUAGACUUGUCAACUGAAAUUGACUAGAGCACACUGCUACCCCUCAGAAUGCAACUCUUCCCUCUCCCACCAGUUAGUCUGGAGAAUGUGGGUGAGGGGGAAGGAUGGAGAAGAACAUUGUGGAAGGAUGCCAUAGCACUCUGCUACCUUCUACUGUUCCUAAGAAGAAUUGGACUGAAGAAAAAAGGCUAAUUUGCACUACUAUAUUAUUUAUUUUUUAAAAAUAUAUUUUUUGUAUAAUUUUGCUAUUUUUUUACAUUGUGAUUUGCACAGAUUACCAAACCCUUCAAGAAGACAUACCACCUAAGACUGUUUAUUGCUAUGGUUCAGUUAUUAAAUCUACCUUCACUAUGCACCAAGGACAGGAUAUGUUGCUGUAUCUUUGAAAUAAACUUGUAGCCAGGAAAACACAUCUCUGAUAAUACCAGUGAGCUUUCUUCAGCAACUUCGCCCACUAAACCAAGUCAUCUUUUUGCCUGAAUUCUGCUUCAACAUCUCUCAUUGGGCUAAGGAAGUAAGACUAGUCUGGCUGCAAUCUUUGAAGCAGGGUCAGCCACCGUAUGAUCAAACUGUUUCUGAAAGUGCCUAGACACAUUUCAUGGCACAUGGUGGACAAGCCAAAGGUUUCCAACUGCUGCAAAAGAGUCCCUUUAUAAACCAGAGCAAAAGAGUUAGGAAGAAGUGAUGUGCCUGUGCAUAUGUGCUUUUUCUCCCAUGCAAAUUUGUCUCAACUCUUUAAAAGGCAAGGGAUUUCUCUGUAUUUUUGUUCCAUUUGCAGAUACAUUCUGGCACCCAGUUAGCCGCUCAGUUCACAAAUGCAUGAUUGUUAUUCAAAUGAUAACAUACAUACAUCAUAUAGGCACUACUCAUCAAAAGCCAUGUAUGGAUUUCCUCA